UUGUUUGAAUCCCUGAGAAUUUAGAUUUGCACCCUAGACCCCAACUCCUCUCUCUCUCACACAGUCAGAUCUCUCACGCCCUUCACUCUCUUUUCUGAUUUCUCUCACACGAAUACACGAUACACCACAAUCACUCUCACCAGACCUCAUCAACGCGCACCACCACCGGCCACCACCACGCCGGCCGCCGAUCCACCACCAGACCAGUCCAGCCGUCCCUCUCUCUGGCUCUGCGGUUCUAUAGACUUCAGAUUGCACUGUUCAACCGCAGAGAUAAUGAAGAAAGCCAUGGCUUUUGUUCUGUUAAUAUUUCUUUCAGUUGUACAUUACUCAAAUGCUGAAGAAGCUUUCGAUGUUCGCAAACAUCUCUCCACUGUCUCCAGAUAUGGUGCUGUGAAAGACAUUGCUGACAACAACUUUGUACCUUCUAAUAUUCCCGAAGGAUGUGUUCCAAUACAUUUAAAUCUUGUGGCGAGGCAUGGAACUCGUUCCCCGACGAAGAAAAGGAUAGGAGCGAUGGAUAAUUUGUCAGCUCGUCUGGAGGUUCUUUUAAGGGAUGCAGAAGAACGAAAAUUGCCUUUGGAGAGACUUCCCUCCUGGAUAAAUGGGUGGAAAUCUCCUUGGCAAGGAAGGCUUAAGGGUGGUGAGUUAGUUAGCAAAGGAGAGGAUGAACUAUAUGAUCUUGGAAUCAGGGUUAGAGAAAAGUUUCCUAAUUUGUUUGAUGAAGAAUACCAUCCAGUCAUAUAUCCUAUAAAGGCAACCCAAGUUCCGCGAGCAUCAGCUAGUGCUGUGGCAUUUGGAAUGGGGCUUUUCAGUGGCAAUGGAAGUCUUGGACCUGGGCGUCAUCGAGCUUUUGCUGUUACCAGUGAAAGCCGUGCUAGUGACAUCCAACUGAGAUUUCAUGAUUGUUGUCAUAACUACAAGGAUAUCAGGAAAAGGCAGGAACCUGCAGUCGAUAAACUUAAGGAACCUGUGCUUGAGGAGAUUACAUCUGCAUUAGUUGGGCGAUAUGGGCUGAAUUUCACAAGGCAGGAUACAUCCUCUCUCUGGUUUUUGUGUAAACAGGAAGCAUCAUUGUUGGAUAUAACUAAUCAAGCAUGUAGUCUUUUCAGCCCUUCUGAGAUUACAUUGUUGGAGUGGACAGAUGACUUGGAGGUGUAUAUUCUGAAGGGUUAUGGUAAUUCAAUAAACUAUAGAAUGGGAAUACCAUUACUUGAAGAUGUUGUUCAAUCCAUGGAACAAGCUAUUCAGGCUAAAGAAGAAAACCAUGCUCCUGGAAGCUUUGAAAAGGCAAGACUUCGGUUUGCACAUGCUGAAACUGUAGUUCCAUUCUCAUGUCUGCUCGGUUUAUUUCUUGAAGGAACUGAGUUUGAAAAAAUUCAGAAGGAGCAAACUUUGCAGCACCCUCCAAAGCCUCCGCAGAAAAGAAAAUGGCGGGGUAGUACUGUGGCCCCUUUUGCCGGUAACAACAUGCUGGUCUUGUAUAGUUGUCCUGCUUCAGAUGAAUCUAGAAGCAAGCACUUCGUGCAAGUGUUGCACAAUGAACAACCCAUUCCAAUGCCGGGUUGUGAUGGUUCAGAUUUCUGUCCAUUUGAAGUAUUCAAGAAAAAAAUAGUUGCACCUCAUCAGAAGCAUGACUAUGAUACUGUCUGUAAUGCAAAGCUAGAGCCAAACCCCUCGGGCAGCAGCAAGUUUCUUCAAAUAUUUCAGUGGCUUUUCUCACUGGGGAAAGGUGAUAAGUACCUCAAAGAUGAACUUUAGUUUGUUUCCUGGCAAAGGAACCUCGAUUCUUAUAUUCUGCUUACUAGGUGGUUCCGCUUCUUAACAGAUUUUCAGACAUGAGCACCAGUUCCUUCUAGCAGAGAACCAGUUUUACAUAGAUUCUGCAGCCAAUACAGGAAUUCCUUUUUAGCUUGAGCUUGGGGAAUGGGACUUCCUUGUUUGUAGCUGAUGUAAAUGGAAAGUUAGAGAUGGAAAGUUGAGUUCUAGAUGUCACUUUUCAUUAACAGCGUUACACUUGACUUAGUAGUCACAACUUAUUCCGCAGAUGGUGUAGCUUUUGAUAUGUCCUCAUUUCAUUUGUUCUUUGGAAUAGGAUAUACUUAACUGGUGAACUUCUCUGACUUGUCAAGAAUUCAUUUUGCUACGGAUAAAUAUUAUAAUUGAACAAGUUUAGUCGUGCUUAUGAAUCACAUACAACAA
Messenger RNA from Lotus japonicus, 2202 nucleotides. RefSeq lists its product as uncharacterized. Lineage: Eukaryota; Viridiplantae; Streptophyta; Magnoliopsida; Fabales; Fabaceae. The transcript has 12 exons. Bases 277 to 1761 code for a protein of 494 amino acids. The record is from RefSeq and is a predicted model, not a curated record. Gene Ontology annotation, molecular function: acid phosphatase activity; inositol phosphate phosphatase activity.